CAUCUCUAGCGUCCCCCCUUCUUCCCCUGCCUUCUGUCCUUGUCCCUGCCUCCAGCCUGGGAAGAGCCACCCAGCGACCUCUCUGAUUGGACCUGCCGGUUUGUCUUUACGCGGCUCGAGCGGUGCGAGCCCCUAGGACGUGUUUCAACAGAUGGUUAGGGCUUGGUGUGUCAUCACAUCGAAGAAAGGAUUAGAGGAGGAAGGUUGUCCUCUGGGAGCUGUGUGGUCCUCACUUACAGCAGUGCAGCUUCAGGAGAGAGCGCAAAGUGAGGACACGAGGUCCUCGCUUCUUCUUCAGCACCAGACUUUUCCACUCCUGUGUGUGUGUGUGUGUGUCAGAUUUGCUCAUAAGAAACUGCAGAGCACAGCAUCAUCCUCUCUUCCAUCAUGAAGCCUGAGUACCUGGCGUUGCUGUUGGCAUUUUCCCUGGUCUCCCCACUGUCCUGCUCAGCCUCCACCACACGGAACCAGAGCCUUCGGGGCCGAGUGCAGCGCGAUCGCCGUAACAUACGCCCCAACAUCAUCCUCAUCAUGACCGAUGACCAGGACGUAGAGCUGGGCUCGUUGCAGGUAAUGAACAAAACUCGCAGAAUCAUGGAGGAAGGCGGGACAUCGUUCACAAACGCCUUUGUGACGACGCCCAUGUGCUGCCCGUCUCGCUCGUCCAUGCUGACUGGGAAGUACGUUCACAACCACAACACGUACACCAACAACGAGAACUGCUCCUCUCCCUCAUGGCAGGCACAACACGAACCUCGUUCCUUUGCUGUCUACCUCAACAACACAGGCUACAGGACAGCUUUCUUCGGAAAAUACCUCAACGAGUACAACGGCAGCUACAUUCCUCCUGGGUGGCGUGAGUGGGUGGGUCUCAUCAAAAAUUCCCGCUUCUAUAAUUACACCGUCUGUCGGAACGGCUACAAGGAGAAGCACGGCGCGGACUACGCCAAGGACUAUUUCACAGAUCUGAUCACCAACGACAGCAUCAACUACUUCCGCAUGUCAAAGCGCAUGUAUCCACACCGGCCGGUUAUGAUGGUGAUCAGUCACGCAGCGCCGCAUGGUCCAGAAGAUUCGGCACCCCAGUAUGCAGAAUUCUUUCCCAAUGCUUCCCAACACAUCACACCCAGUUACAACUACGCCCCUAACAUGGACAAGCACUGGAUCAUGCAGUACACCGGUCCCAUGAAGCCCAUCCACAUGGAGUUUACCAACUUCCUCCAGAGGAAGCGACUUCAGACUCUGAUGUCUGUAGACGACUCUGUGGAAAAGAUAUACAACGCACUAGUGGACACAGGAGAGUUGGACAACACCUACAUCAUCUACACAGCCGACCACGGUUACCACAUUGGACAGUUUGGUCUCGUCAAGGGGAAGUCAAUGCCGUAUGACUUUGAUAUAAGAGUCCCCUUCUUCGUGAGAGGGCCAAAUGUGGAACCUGGAACAAGGAACAAUCAACUUGUUUUGAACAUCGAUCUUGCACCUACGAUCCUGGACAUCGCAGGUCUGGAUACUCCUUCAGAUAUGGACGGCAAGUCCAUUAUGAAGCUUCUAGAACAGGAGAAGACUAACAAUAGAUUCAAACUGAACCGCAAACCUAAGGUCUGGAGAGACACAUUCCUUGUGGAGAGAGGCAAAAUCCUGCGCAAGAAAGAAGAGACCACGAGCAGUGUGAGCCCAGCGCAUUCCAACAGUCUGCCCAAGUACAAGAAGGUCAAGGAGGCAUGCCAGCAAGCCGAGUUUCAGACACCCUGCGAGCAGCCUGGACAGAAAUGGCACUGUAUCGUGGACGUUACGGGGAAAUGGCGCCUGCAGAAGUGUAAAGGAAGCUUGAAGGCCGCAUCCAGGAAGAGAGCCCGCAGCCUGAGACUGCGCUCCUACAGCACCCGGGGAAAAGAGUGCCACUGCGAAGACCGAGCGUAUAAAACGUCAAAGAGCGAACGCCGAGCACACAGACACCUCUCACAGAGCAGCAGACCACGUUACAGGCCGCGUUUCGUCCACACUCGUCACGCACGCUCGCUGUCUGUAGAGUUCGAGGGUGAGAUUUAUGCCGUGGACCUACAGGAAGACGACAAGCUGGCUUCAGAACCCCGUCCAAUCAGCAAGCGCCAUUACGAGCCCGAUACCUCCUUCGACCCUGACUUUGAGCCGGAGUCGGACGACGCCUCGGAGGAGAUGCUGGCUGACGAUACGAACGCUGUGGGCUACCACAAUUCACUCAAAGUCACACACAAGUGCUACAUCCUGCUAAACGACACCGUGCACUGCGAAAGAGAGAUCUACCAGUCGUCCAAAGCCUGGAAAGAUCACAAGAGUUUUGUCGACCAGGAGAUCGAGCUUCUCCAGGAUAAAAUGAAAAAGUUACGAGAAGUUCGCGGGCACCUGAAGAGCAGAAAGCCAGAUGAGUGCGACUGCGGAAAGAAAAGAGAAACAGUGCAGGAGGUGGACAGCAAGGUUCAGCUCUAUAACGAGAUCCGCCGAAGGAAGAAAGAGAGAAAAGAGAGGAAGAGGCAAAAGAAGGGAGACGACUGUAGCAUGCCUGGUCUCACCUGCUUCACCCACAACAACGACCACUGGCAGACCGCCCCCUUCUGGAACUUGGGAGGUUUCUGUGCCUGCACCAGCUCCAAUAACAACACUUACUGGUGUCUGAGGACCAUAAAUGAAACCCACAACACUCUGUUCUGUGAGUUUGCGACUGGAUUUCUCGAGUACUUCGAUCUGAACAGUGACCCUUAUCAGUUGAGCAACGCGGUUUACACGGUGGAUCGAGACGUCCUGAACCAGCUCCACCUGCAGCUGAUGGAGUUGAGGAGCUGCCAGGGCCACAAGCAGUGCAACCCCAGAGCCAAAAGCACAGACACAGCACACAGCCUGCAUGGGACGGGCGCCGAUCUUAAGCUGCCCAACUUCACCGAGGACGCCAACUGGCAAGGACUGGCACAACUGUACAGCGUGAACGAGAGUCUGUUUGAGCACAGACACGACUACAGUCCCAGCCUGGAAGACUGGGCCAACUUUGAGAAGGAUGUAGAUAGUAUGUUUGCACUGCUGAGCAAUUUAAAGAAACUGAACCGAACUGAGAAGCUGGAGCCGUGGGAAGACCUGGGGUCAGGGGCCGGGGGUAUGGAGGAAGCCAGCGGAGCAGGAUUGGUGCUCACUUCGGGAACUCAAAAACCUACCUCCAUGACCCCUGUGACUCCUUCUCAGUGGACCCGUCAAUCAGCAAAUGAGCUCCCAGAAGGACUUCCUACUAAACCUUCAGACCACGCCUCAAAGCGUGUGGAAAACGUGCAGCCUCAGAACCUGCAGAACGAGCUAGAUCGAGAUGACUUGAGCUUCAGCGGGAAUGGACUCACCGAGCUGGAAACACACCUGGAUUUUCUGCUCAGCAGCUCUGCCUUGGAGAUGCCACAAGAUCUCAGCAGAUCCCUCGGAGAAAAAGGAGGACGUCUUGCAGAAGGGGAGGAUAUCUUCGAGGCCCAGAUCUACCUACCAGCCAGGCUUCCGUCACAAGCAGAGAAGACGUCUCCGUCCCAGCGUCCGCCCCAAAAUCUCCUAACACUCUAUGCCCAAGAGCCCCAUGAAUCUCAGGACUCAGAAGGAAGCGGUCUGCCAGUUUCUUCUUCCAGCACGUUGCUCUGACAAAAAAAAAAAAAGCCCCAAAGCCAUUUAUCCUCAGAGACACUAAGUGCUGGAUCUUAGAGAUUGGGCUAAAUAUUGUAUUAUGAAACAAUUUUAUUGUUUUAAUUUCUUUUUUUACUGGAGCUUUCAUUUAUUAGAAAUCAGUGUUAUGUAUUUUGUAAGACAUACCUUUAUAUAUAUAUAUUUAGAGAUCAAGAGCCUUAAUGCAACAUAAUGUUGGGUUUCUGUACAUUUCAACACCAACACGGAGCUGUAAUGUAUUUUUGUAAAGACUCUGCAAGUUGGUGAAACCAUUGCACUCAGACAUCCGAGAACCACAAGGGGGGGAAAAAAAAAAAGCAUUGUGAAAGGUUUAAUGCACUUUCUCAAACACUGACGAUCUUAACAGUACACACAGGACACCAGGCUUUAACCUGAGAGCACAGAACAACCUGAAAGAAUAUCUACAAAAUAGAACUGUAAUAUUCCUGGAUGAGGAGGUUAGGAUUAGGUUACGAUCCUAACGUAUCUGUUUCUUAUUUUUAAUCCUGCGAUUCAGAUUUUUACGCGAUCGUUGUCUCUAGAAGAAGGUGUGUUUUCUGUUUAAUUGCACGACACAUGUAGGUUUACGGUGUUACACUCUGCUUGAGCACGUUUUUUUAGUCACGUCGUUGAGAGAUUAUACGGUGAAUCCGGUCCAUGUGAAUGGGUUCGGUUCGUUCCUCGGCUGUAUUUACUUUACAUAUAAUGCGUUCACAUGCGCACGAGCACGCUCACAAGAAUCUCUGAACCUGAACGAUGUGCUGCUCUGUGCUUGUACUCGUCCUCUCCUUUCCCCUCCUUUUUUUUUUCUUUUUUCUUUUUUUUCUCUUUUUUAUGAAAUGGAAUAAUGUCUGGUUUCAUGUCUGAAGUAAAAUAUGUUGAUCUCUGGACUGAUUUCACUAAAAUGCAUAAAAUGCUGUUUUGUUUUGGGUUUUUUUAUCCAUUGGAAGAAACAAUUCUGGCUUCUGGAAAGCCACGAAGCUGUUAUGAAAUAAACCUUAUCGUUAAAUAGA
This is a messenger RNA of Tachysurus vachellii, 4682 nucleotides long. RefSeq names its product sulfatase 1 (gene sulf1). Gene Ontology annotation, cellular component: cell surface; endoplasmic reticulum; plasma membrane. The transcript has 18 exons. Lineage: Eukaryota; Metazoa; Chordata; Actinopteri; Siluriformes; Bagridae. The record is from RefSeq and is a predicted model, not a curated record. Gene Ontology annotation, molecular function: N-acetylglucosamine-6-sulfatase activity; glycosaminoglycan binding; calcium ion binding. The coding region runs from base 388 to 3648 and encodes 1086 amino acids.